UAAGCUCAAAUAUAAGAUUUUUCUAUUUAUUUAUACAUUUUUAAACACUAAAUACUAUCUUGAAAAAUUAGCAAUUGGUAAAAAAUAAAGAUUUGGCAAUGAAGACAUUUUUAUGUGCGUUAUUUGUCUGGAUGUUUAUUUUAAGUGCAAUUGAAUAUAUUGUAGCAAUAAAUUACAAAACUAAUGAAUCGGAUUAUGAACUAUUUGAUACUUCAAAUAACAAAUUUUCCUUUAGGCUAAAUAUGUUCAAAUACAUAGUUUCACCUCUAAGUAAUAGGAUAUUUUCCACAUUACCUAGAAAUCCUGAAUUGUUACGAAAAAUGAAUAAAAUGCAACCAAUUUUUCCAAAAGAAAUGAAAUUUCCAUGUGAUACGAAUAAUACUAGAUCAAUAGAAAGGCCUAAUAGUGUACAUCAGUUAAGACCGGGAGAUAUAGAUGUUAUUGGAGCAAUAGGUGAUUCACUAGCUGUUGGGAUGGGAACAUUUACAAACAGAUUAUUGGAAAUAUUUAUUCCAGAGGAAGGAGUGUCUUGGAUAGGAGGAGGACAUGAAUCAUGGAGACAAUAUUUAACAAUACCAAAUAUAAUAAAAGAAUUCAAUCCUAAUUUGUUCGGCUAUGCUUUUGGUACAUCAAUGUCAAAAUCCAUUCAAAAACAAUUUAAUGUCGCUCAAGGUGCUUCUGAAAUUGAUGAUCUACUACCUAUGACGGAAAAUCUUAUAAAUCGAAUGAAAAUGAGUAAUAAGGUUAAUUUUAACCAAGACUGGAAGCUUAUUAUUAUCCACAUUGGUUCAAACACUAUUUGUCGCGGGGUUUGUAUCAGUUCUAAUAUAUCAACAUUCAUAAGAAAUUUUAGAAAUCAAUAUAUGAAAUCACUUCAAUUUAUAAAAAAUAAUUUACCGAGGACUAUGGUUCAUCUCCUAUCAACUAUUAAUUUGGAUACAAUAUUUCAUAACAUGAAAAGGCCUCAAGAAUGUCACUUCUUUAAUAAUAUUUUGGAAUGUCCAUGUUAUUUGAAUAAGUUUUAUAAAUCAAAGCAAACCCUUUAUUCGCAAGUAAUUGAAAAAAUCAAAGAAGUUGAAAAAGAAAUUGCUGAAAAUCCCGAGUUCAAAAGAGAUGACAAUUUUACUGUAAUACUUCAACCUAUGUCUGGAAAUUUUUCUAUUCCUUUAAAUAAAAUGAAAACAAAAGAUACAACUUACCUAGCAUCCGAUUGUUUUCAUCUUAGUCAAAAAGGAUAUGCAUUGGCUGCUACCUCAUUAUGGAAUAAUAUGAUGGAACCAAUUGGAAAAAAAACGAAAACAAAUGAUAAUAUAAAAAUUGGUCAAUUGAUUUGCCCAACAAAUGAAUUACCAUUUAUCGCUACUUGGAAAAAUAGAUUAAGAAAUUAAUUCCUUAUUCUGUUUACAGAAGCAUGAACAUAAUAAUUGAUUUUAUUUUCAAAAAUAAUCCAACAAAAAUUACUAAAUAAAUUAUUUUACAUCUUUAACUUUUUUGUUAAAAUAUUGAAAUAUUAUCAAAGGAGAACACGAGGAGGUGAAAUGAGAAGGUCAGUGACAAUAGGCGAGGACAUGAUUGGUGAGGUGGAAAGUUUUAAGUAUUUAGGGUCAGUUGUGCAAAAAAGUGGUGGUAUUGACGAAGAUAUAAGACACAAAAUUAAGUGUGGGUGGUUGAAGUGGAGAGACGCGUCUGGCGUCUAAUGCAAUAAAAGAAUUCCAAUGAGGCUGUAAGGUAAAUUCUACAAGACUGUAAUAAGGCCAGCUAUGAUGUAGGGUUCAGAGUGUUGGGCGGUUGAUAAGAAAGUAGAGCAAAGAAUGAGUGUAGCAGAGAUGAGAAUUCUUAUAUGGAUGAGUGGAGUGACUAGAAAAGAUAGAAUAAGGAACGAGCAUAUAAGAGGAAGUAUAGGUGUAGCGUCAAUCGUGGAUAAGAUGAGAGAAAAUAGACUUAAAUGGUUUGGUUAUGUUAUGAGGAGAGAAGAAUCGGAAGCUGUAAGAAUAGUUAUAGAAAUUAGUGUUGAAGGAAGAAGAGGUAGAAGAAGACCAAAAUAGAGAUGGAGGGAUGCUAUUGAAUGCGAUUUGUGGGCAGCUGAUGUGAGUGUAGAUGAUGUGAGAGAUCGUGUCAAGUGGAAGUUUAGGAUAAGGGUUGGGUAUCAUAAACAAAAUGAAUAAGGGAGGGGGAUAGGAAUGGUAUAGAAUGGAUAGUAGCACACACAAAUAGAGUUAAAAAAUUAAUAAUACCAGUCUAUAACAUUCCAAUUUUUUAGCUUCGAUGCGAAUUUUUUAUAUGUAAAUACUAAUUUUUAAUAAUAUUAAAACUUAGAAGUGAUAGAAAAAGUCUAAUUGCAGAUUUGAAAACAUCACGAAAAAUUAAUUUAGAAUAGCAUAUUUUUGUUACUGAUGAAAGUUCUUUGUAGUUCAGUGCAUUUAUUUAUAGUAACAAACAGUUUUUAUUGAAAUUUAUUGUAUCAAGCCCUUUAAAUUUUUAUACACGUAAAAAUAAAGCAAAAUACAACUUCUUUAAUAUUUUUAUAAUUUCUCCGUUUAAAUUACAAUAUAAAAUUAUUGAAUAUCAAUGUCAUACUAAAUUUAAUAAUUAUAAUUAGUAUUUAUUCAUAUAUUAUAUUUUAAAAUCAAAGAACUACUAAUUAGAAAUAAUAAAAGAAAUAAGAGUUGAUGUUGCUUUUGGAAUAAUACACCAAUUUCUCUAAAUGAAACACUAUCUACAGAUUUGCAUCGAAGCGUUUCUUAUGAUAGUGAUUUUAAUCACUGUCAAAUAUCAUCUAUACUUGUCCCAUCUAUGCCUUGUCUAUACUGUGCCUCGACCCCACUGUGCUACCGUUUUUUGAAAUAUGUUUCUAUAUAAAUAUGAUAAAGUAUUACAAAUUAAAUUUUAACAUUCAUUAUUCCAUUUUCCAACCUUUAUGUCAUCAUUUACCAUUUACUAUCUACCUUUUUUAUGACAUAAUAAUCAGAUAAUAUGCUCCUUGUAUUAUU
Molecule: messenger RNA, 2990 nt
Organism: Daktulosphaira vitifoliae (grape phylloxera)
Lineage: Eukaryota; Metazoa; Arthropoda; Insecta; Hemiptera; Phylloxeridae
Product: phospholipase B1, membrane-associated-like
Exons: 8
Coding region: 99-1388 (429 amino acids)
Biological process (GO): phospholipid metabolic process
Molecular function (GO): glycerophospholipase activity
Source: RefSeq, a predicted model, not a curated record